Eutrema salsugineum is the source of this 783-nucleotide messenger RNA. Its product is annotated as protein translation factor SUI1 homolog 1. Gene Ontology annotation, molecular function: translation initiation factor activity; RNA binding. The transcript is spliced from 5 exons. Gene Ontology annotation, biological process: translational initiation. NCBI's taxonomy places the organism in Eukaryota, Viridiplantae, Streptophyta, Magnoliopsida, Brassicales, Brassicaceae. The record is from RefSeq and is a predicted model, not a curated record. Bases 203 to 544 code for a protein of 113 amino acids.
ACAUGAUUUCAGACCAAAAUAUCUCCCAUCUUCGGUUCUUCCUCUCAUUACUCUCUCUCCACCGAAACAGAAGUUGCAGACUUUAUCCGAAUUUAGGGUUUCUAUUCCUUCUUUCUUCUCCGAUAAUCAGAUCCUCGAAACCCCACUUUUCGAAUCAGGUCUCAGCUUCUCUGUCGUUUGCCCAUCAGAUCAACAAAGUUUCAUGUCUGAACUUGAUUCCCAGGUCCCUACUGCCUUCGACCCGUUUGCUGAUGCGAAUGCUGAGGACUCAGGUGCGGGAACAAAGGAGUACGUUCACAUCCGAGUCCAGCAGCGCAAUGGUAGGAAAAGCUUGACAACGGUCCAGGGGUUGAAGAAAGAGUACAGCUACAGCAAGAUACUAAAGGACCUCAAGAAAGAAUUUUGCUGCAACGGAACGGUGGUUCAAGACUCUGAACUAGGACAGGUUAUUCAGCUUCAAGGUGACCAGAGGAAGAACGUCUCCACGUUCCUAGUCCAGGCUGGCCUUGUGAAGAAGGAUAACAUCAAGAUCCAUGGUUUCUGAGCCGCUUCUGUUAAAAUUUCCCUAGGCUGUUUGCUUUUCUGCUCUAGUGGAUUAUUACUGUCAUCUUCCAGUUCCAAAACAUUUCUUCCCCUUCGUGUUUGAUCUCUUGUUACUGGUUUUAUUUUCGGAUUUGCUUUGGUAUGAUACUAAGAUACUAUCUUGUUCCUCUUAAUGCUUUUGUAAUAUGAGAUUUGUUAAGAUUCUCCAUUAACUUGGUCGCUUCUCUGAAUAUUUUUCUU